GACCAACGGCUGCGGCUACUGGGACACCAACUGGGACAGGAGAGAACCGUUGGCUCUUAUGAACCUGAAGAAGAAGAACCAGGAGACAGGGGAGGAGGAAGUCUCGGCUCGACUUUCCCACUACAAAGCAAAAGCUACCAGGCACAUAUUCCUCAUACGCCAUUCUCAGUACCAUAUGGAUGGGCAAAACGAUAAAGACAGAAUUCUGACACAGUUGGGCCGUGAACAAGCCGAAUUGACAGGAAAAAGGCUUGCAAGUCUGGGCCUGAAAUAUGAUAAAAUUGUACAUUCUUCCAUGACAAGAGCUACUGAAACAACGAACAUUAUCAGUAAAUACCUUCCUGGAGUGUCAAAAUUGAGCACGGACCUGCUACGAGAAGGGGCUCCAAUUGAGCCCAACCCACCGAGCAAUCACUGGAAGCCGGAAGCUGUGCAGUAUUACGAAGACGGAGCUCGAAUUGAAGCUGCUUUCCGGAACUUCAUCCAUAGGGCUGGGGUAAAGCAGGAAGAGGACAGCUACGAAAUUUUUGUCUGUCACGCCAAUGUCAUUCGCUACAUCGUUUGCAGAGCAUUGCAGUUCCCCCCCGAGGGUUGGCUCCGGAUAUCCCUCAACAACGGCAGCAUCACCCACUUGGGGAUCCGUCCCAGUGGCAGAGUGGCCCUGCGAACGCUUGGCGACACAGGAUUUAUGCCUCCUGAGAAAAUCACACGCAACUGAGCCUUUCCGAAGCUGCUUGUAGACUCUCUGCACCAAUACAGCUGUUGGUACUAGGAUAAUGAACCUUAAAGUGGCCCUCAACAAAUGCCUAUUUCUCCCAGCAUCCUUGCUUCAUUUAUAUGUAACCAGCAGGCUGUUAAGCCUAGAGAAGGGCGAGACCGUUGGCACAUUCCACCAAGUACUGUUGCUAUACAGCCUCAGUGAACUCUUGCACCUGCUAGGAUUAGCUCUGCAGCAUUACAAUGAAUGGGAUCUUUGCAACAGUACUUGAUGGAACGUAGAGAUGAAGGUGAGACUACCUUUUUGAGGGUUAUCAUAUGGCUGGCUGCAGUAGGUGAGCGCCCCUGCCUUCUAUUCCAAAGCAUAUUCUUAGCAUGGAGAGGAUACUUCCUCCCACCUUCUGUGGAAAAGAGGAUACAACUCCUACGGGCUUAGAAAGCCAAUGGCUGGUUUCACCACUCGUCUAGAAAUUAACUUUGGUAUCUAGAUGGGGGCGAAGGCCAUAUUAACAAAACUGUGCAGAAGGGCUUCUACAGCUGCACUGUGGGCUACUCUUCCAGUAAAUGUAGAAAUGUGGAGUUCCUCUUAUGGAGUUGCUCACUGGUAUUUCAAAUAGCUGCGGCUUACAUAGGACAGAGAACCAGAAUUGUAAAUCUGGACCUUCCGACUGAAAACCCGAGAGAGAGGCAAAUGACAUGGACAACACUUUCAAAGUGAAGAUGCCAGCUUUAAGGACAAAGAAAUGACCCAUCUCUUUCUACUUAAAGAAGUUGUUGCUUUCUUACCCCAUGCUUCCUUCUCACUAAUGGAAAGGACUAAACUGGACCACGGCCAUGCCGUGGCACCAUCAGAAUACCUAACCCUGUGUCAUUUUGUCACCUUCUUGCUUGGAGUAUCUGGGGACAAUUAGGUGCUGAACUAAAUCAAUUUAGAAAUGGGUCUCUCUGUUCCUGCAGAAGAAAACAUUGAUACUAUUCUAUAUCCAUGAAAAAGGACAGAGAUAUGUCUUUCAAUGAGUGCAGGAAAUUAAGUUAUUCUUACGGCUUUGUAAAGCAUCCGUGAAAAUAAAUGUUUGACUUUCACAUGAA
Messenger RNA from Pogona vitticeps (central bearded dragon), 1806 nucleotides. The record is from RefSeq and is a predicted model, not a curated record. NCBI's taxonomy places the organism in Eukaryota, Metazoa, Chordata, Lepidosauria, Squamata, Agamidae.